This is a messenger RNA of Rhinichthys klamathensis goyatoka, 2783 nucleotides long. RefSeq names its product sema domain, immunoglobulin domain (Ig), transmembrane domain (TM) and short cytoplasmic domain, (semaphorin) 4Ga (gene sema4ga). Bases 84 to 2672 code for a protein of 862 amino acids. The transcript has 14 exons. The record is from RefSeq and is a predicted model, not a curated record. Lineage: Eukaryota; Metazoa; Chordata; Actinopteri; Cypriniformes; Leuciscidae. Gene Ontology annotation, molecular function: chemorepellent activity; semaphorin receptor binding. Gene Ontology annotation, biological process: positive regulation of cell migration; neural crest cell migration; negative chemotaxis.
AGACGUCGUGAGUGACUUCCUGCUCCCUUAUAAGGGGGUGGGUGGUGGUCUUGUGGUACUGACCCCUCCUGGUCAGACUGAAGAUGAUGACCCAUAGUGCAUGGCUGCUUUUCCUGCUGUGUAUUGUGUCCACUCUAUGGGGUUACCCCUUCAGACCCCCGCUAGACCUGGAUGUGACCCCCAGAACUACGGUCUUCUCCAAUGGGCUGUUGGGCUGCAAGCGCUUCAGAGGCUUAACACUGAACUACAGUUUAUUGCUGCUGGAGGAGGAGACAGGCAUGUUGUACGUGGGAGCUAGAGGGGCUUUAUAUGCCCUGCAGGCUAGUGACAUCUCCAGCAGCUCUCCGCAGACUAUUGACUGGGAGGCAUCAGACGAGCAGAAGCAACAAUGCUUGAACAAAGGGAAAGAUAACAAGACGGAGUGUUACAACCACAUACGAUUCCUGCAGAGGUUCAACAGCACACACUUGUACACUUGUGGAACACAUGCUUUCAGCCCUCUUUGUGCAUACAUAGAUGCGAGGGAGUUUAAAAUCUCGUCAGCCUUCGAGGAGGGUAGAGAGAAAUGUCCAUAUGACCCUACCAAAGGCUACACUGGCCUGUUAAUUGAUCAGCAGAUGUACACAGCAUCUCAGUAUGAGUUCCGGAGCUUUCCAGAUAUCCGACGCAACUCUCCGAAUCCCACAUUGAAAACAGAAGAGGCUCCAACUCAAUGGCUACAGGAAGCUGAUUUUGUGGGCUCAGCGCUGGUGAAUGAGAGCGUGAGCAGCUCAGUGGGAGACGAUGAUAAGAUUUACUUCUUCUUCACCGAGAAGACCCAAGAGCUCAGUCCAUACUUCAGUCACAGCAGAGUAGCACGGGUCGCACGUGUGUGCAAGAGAGACAGAGGAGGUCUUCUCACGCUACAGAAGAAGUGGACCUCCUUCCUGAAGGCACGUCUGGCGUGUUCUUUACCGGACUAUGAAUUUCACUUCAACGUGUUGCGGAGUGUGUUUUUUCUGGAGGGCUCCAGCUCUCAGGACUCUGUUUUCUAUGGCAUCUUUGGCCUGGAAUGGAAAAAUGUAAAAGCAUCUGCUAUCUGCCAGUACUCCAUUUCGGAUAUCCAAUGGGCCUUUGAUGGGCCUUACAUGGAGAGCAACGAAGACUCCAGCUCUAAAUGGGCACAGUACACAGGGAAAGUGCCAGAACCUCGACCCGGCUCGUGCAUCACAGAUCAACUUAGAGCAAGAGGCAUCAACUCAUCCACCAACCUGCCAGAUGACGUACUUCAUUUUGUCCGUCGCCAUCCGCUCAUGUACAGGCAGAUCCUUCCUCAAGGACAGCGCCCCCUGCUGUUUAGGAGGAAUGUGGACUACACUAAAAUUGCCGUACACAAAGUGACUGCUCUAGAUGGUCAGAUAUACCACAUACUCUUCAUUGGGACAGAUGAAGGUUGGCUACAGCGGGCUGUGAUGGUUAAUGGUCAGCUGCACAUCAUUGAGGAGCUGCAGCUGUUCGAGGAGCCACAGCCAGUGGACAGUAUAGUCAUCUCUGAGAAACAGAUGAGUGUGUAUGUGGGUUCACCCAGCUCAGUGGUGCAGUUGCCCUUGUCCACAUGCAGCAGAUACUCCUCGUGCUUCGACUGUGUGAUGGCACGCGAUCCCUUCUGUGGCUGGGAUGGACUGGAGUGUGUGGACAUUACAUCACACACCAGCAGAACUAAUCUGACCCAGGAUAUUGUGAAUGGAAACCAGGGCUGUGAGGAAUCCACAGCAGAUGACCAAGUGUUACACCGCUCUCGCUCUGUGAUGGCGGGUGAUGACGUGCUGCUUCAGUGUGAGCUCAGCUCCAAUCUGGCAACCCCUGAGUGGACGCUGGAUGGAAAGAAACUGCAGGGUUACGGGCUGGACUCUGGCUACCGCGUCGGCACUGACGGUCUCCUGGUCAUCGAGGCACGGUCUUACCAGAGCGGCCACUACUGCUGCUUCGCCCUGGAAAACAGUGUCCAUGUUCCUGUGGUGAUCUACAGCUUAACAGUUCGCCAGGAGCUUCCUGCACCUCCUCCUGUGGAGCCAACGCAGCCACACUUGACCACAGCGAUCUACUGGACCUUUCAGACUUCCCAAGGUGACUCCCCGGAGGACUUCAAUCCAACCCCAAUGUCCCCUCGCUUCGAGUUCCUGUCCAUGAGGAACAUGGAGGCCAUGUACCUAUCCCUAAUCACAAUCCUAGGAGGCCUUUGUUUUGUUCUAACAGUCGUCCUGCUGUACGUGGGAUUCUGUUUGCAAGGGCGGAGAGGUAAAUACUCUUUGCGGGCUGCUGCUCAUGCCGAAAAGAAGCGAGGUGCUCACAUGGAGCUCAAGACCAUCUCCAGCCACUGCAACGGGAAAGCCGACGCUCACGACGGCCUGCUUCAGAUUGUUCCCGGAGAAGCAGCAACGUCACCCAACAAAGAGCUUCCUCCCGCUCCACCUCUCCCACCGCCUUCAGAAUCAGAGUACGUCAAUGGACUCUCUGCCACCUUACCCAGCGUCUUACGCAAGAUGAAUGGCAACAGCUAUGUGUUACUGAGACAGACGGAUGGAGAUACCACGUCUCCGCUCUAUUACUCCUUCACGGAGGAGCUCAACAGGAUCCUGGAGAAGAGGAAGCACACGCAACUGUGUAGUAAACCUGACGAGAGCUCGGUGUGAACCGUACCUACCUUGUGGAGUUGUUUUCGAACUGCUGGUGUCCUCUAAAAUGUUCAAGGGAUGUAUCAUUGUCUAAUACCCCUUUUUUUACAUUUCAACGGGAUGCUAAUA